Messenger RNA from Sciurus carolinensis (gray squirrel), 3399 nucleotides. It is a transcript of the gene Znf892, whose product is annotated as zinc finger protein 892. Gene Ontology annotation, biological process: regulation of transcription by RNA polymerase II. The record is from RefSeq and is a predicted model, not a curated record. Bases 721 to 2292 code for a protein of 523 amino acids. The transcript has 5 exons. Gene Ontology annotation, molecular function: DNA-binding transcription factor activity, RNA polymerase II-specific; RNA polymerase II cis-regulatory region sequence-specific DNA binding. Lineage: Eukaryota; Metazoa; Chordata; Mammalia; Rodentia; Sciuridae.
CGUAUUUUCGGGCUCGUCUCCUCGAGAUCAGCAGUACCAGGUCCUGGUGGUUCUUGGGGCUCUUUCUGGGUUGAGGUAAUUCCCAGGACUGAUACUCCAUUUCUCCUCAUUCAGAAGGGCAGCCUGGAUCCGGCGGCCCUGGGCACUUGAGGCAAACUGAAGCAACCUGUUCCAACAACUGCGGUCCAAGUUAAGGUGGGGACGCAGCGGAGCGGCGGCAAUGGCGGCGGGCAGCAUCCGCGCACGUCCCCGCGGAGGGUGCACAGCCAUAGACGGGAAUCCGUCUGCGGGGACCAGGAGACCGCGGUCCCGAGCUACAGCGGCGCGCAUCCACGUCCCACGCGCGGCGGGGCUCCUGGCGCCCCGCGUCCGCAGCGGGAGCCCUCGGGAAGCGCUCCCGCGCGGCGAGGGGCGGCGCCGGGCGCGACGGCAGGCGCGGGGCCCUCUGGGAGGCGCGACGCGACGGCGGCCGCGGGGCAUGCUGGGGCUUGUAGUUCCGCCGCGCGGUCGGCCGGCGCCUCUCGGCGCGGCGGCUCUUAGAUGCCAUUGUCGCCGGAUGCCCGCUUCCUCCGUGUCGGGCGAGAGGCCCGACCCGGCUUGGAGGAGGGCUAAGAGCGAGUCCCUCAGAGUCCGCGUGCCCGGAAGAAAUACGGCGGGGGGCCGGGGCCCCGGGCCUUCCCCCCGGCGGCCGUCCCGGCGCGGGCUCGGGAGGCAGUCGCCAUGGAGCCCGGGGACCGAGGGUCCUUUUCUGAGGUCCCAAACCUUGCCAGUGCUGCAGAGCCAAAAGAAAGUGGUGUGACUGACAUGCUGCUGACUCCUGGGUCACAGGAGUCGUUGAGGAUCAGGGAUGUGGCUGAGGCUCUCACCCAGUGGGGGCAGCUGGCUGCUGCUCCAGGAGAUAGACCUGAGAAGCAUCGCAGUCUGGUCCUGCUGGGACUUCCAAUUUCCAAGCCUGCUGUGAUCUCUCAGCUGGAGUGUAGGGAGGAGCUGGAGAGAGAAGCCUCCAAAGCAGCCAGUCCUGACUGGGAGACCAUUCCAGAAAGCAAGGAGCUAACUCCAGAGAAGGACUUUGCUGAAGAGGAAUCAGCGCCUGGGUUGUUGAUAGAAAGAUUUCCAAAGGAAGGUUCCAGUGGACAUGAAGACUCUUUAGAGAGUCAGCAGGAAAACCAUGAGAAACCUUUGAUUCAAGAAGUCGUCACUCAGAAGAAACUUUCUGGAGAGAGAAGCUACCAGCGUGAUGAGUUUAGAAGGAAUCCGAGUCGGCGGUCGUUGCUGGUCCAACAACAAGAAGAGAGACUUCAUAACUUUGAUUCAUUUAAAAAGAACUUGAAACGAAAUUCAGACAUACUUAGACAUGAGAGGAUGUGUGCAGGGAAGAAACCUUGGAAGUGCGACGAGUGUGACAAAGCCUUCAGUUACUACUCGGCUUUUGUGCUGCAUCAGAGGAUCCACACGGGAGAAAAGCCCUACGAGUGUCAGGAGUGCGGCAAGGCCUUCAGCCAGAGCAUCCACCUCACCCUGCAUCGGAGGGUCCACACCGGGGAGAAGCCCUACAGCUGCCACGAGUGCGGCAAGGCCUUCAGCCACCGCUCAGCCCUCAUCCGCCAUCACAUCGUCCACACCGGCGAGCGGCCCUACGAGUGCGGCCAGUGCGGCAAGGCCUUCAACCAGAGCUCCUACCUCACCCAGCACCAGCGCAUCCACACCGGGGAGAAGCCCUACGCGUGUGGCCAGUGCGGCAAGGCCUUCAGCCAGAGCACCUUCCUGACCCAGCACCAGGUCACCCACACUGGCGAGAAGCCCUACAAGUGCAACGAGUGCGGCAAGGCCUUCGGUGACCGCUCGGGCCUGAUCCAGCACCAGAGGACUCACACCGGCGAGAGGCCCUACGAGUGCGGCCAGUGUGGCAAGGCCUUUGGCUACUGUUCGGCCCUGACCCAGCACCAGAGGACUCACACCGGGGAGAAGCCCUACAAGUGCACCGACUGCGCCAAGGCCUUCAGUGACCGCUCGGCGCUCAUCCGUCAUCAGAGGACACACACUGGAGAGAAACCCUACGCGUGCCAGGCCUGCGGGAGGGCCUUCAGCCAGAGCUCCUCUCUCACCAAACAUCAGAAGACUCACACCGGGGAGAGGCCCUACUGGUGCCAGGCCUGCGGGAGGGCCUUCAGCCAGAGCUCCUCCCUUUCUCAGCACCAGAAAACACAUGCUGGAGGGGGAAGGAAGGAACACGCAGCCGCCCUCAGUCGGCACCCAGCCCUCGGCCAACAGAAGAGGGUUCACACUGGGUGAAUGCGCGUCAGGGUGGACUCAUGGCGUUUCCUGGACAUGCCGCGAGGACCACAGAAAAAGUGACUGUUAAAAAGGUCAUCGUCGAUGUGGACAUAGCUCACUAGACUGCUAAAGGGGGUUUACAUGGUUUAAGAUGUCCUAAGGACGGCGUGUGACUUCCCCUGGGGAAAGGGGAAGUUUAUGUCUAAUGUGUAUGUAAACUACCAGCUCGAGAGAACUAGGGCGUGCCAGGGUGGGGGCGGGGAAGGGCAUCUCCUCAUGCUAAGGGAUAGAGUCCUACAGAGAUCAGUGGUAAGUUGCAGGGGUAGAAAUUAGAGAUGGGGAUUCACAAUGAAGUCAUCCUCCAGGGUGAGGAUGGUGGAGGAACAAAGGUUGUCCUUCAGCCUUUAGCUAAGGAUACAAAGGAGGGAGAUGGAGAGAACUGGGGAGAGCGCCCUUGAGUGCUGAUGGAGACAACAGCUCCGCUAAGUGCUCACAGCCAGCAGCAGCACUGGGCUUGCUCAGAAGGCACCAUACCGACCGAAGCUAAGGAAUGCUGCCCGGGGGCCCUGCCACUCCUGACCAUCAGACCUUGCUUACUGAGAUGUCCCCUACUGAGAAUCAAGUUCAUUCCAAGGGUCACUGCCUACAGCUCAGAGGGGAGCGAACAGAAGAGACCUUUGAUGUGUCCAGCCUUUUUUAACCUAUCUGAGUUACCUGAGAGUGUUUAUUUAUAAGGAUUUACCUCAGUUGUUUGUAGUUUGUACUUUAGUUUUUUUAUACCAUAGUAAGACUUAAUUGUAAACUUGCACUGACAUUGCAUAUUAGAUUGUGAAAAACUUGAAGAGACUUUGAAACACUUGUCCUUCACUGUUUUUCUCUUGACUCAAGCCAAAUGACAUCUUUGUGUAUAACAUAUUUAAUUGAAAUUGUGAAGGUUAUUAUUGGAAACAUUAUUUUGAGAGCAGAGUUUUUAAUUUCUGGAAGCUUCACUGUGUUGUUUUGAUGUGGAUUUCUUUGAGUGGGCCCCUGGAGUUUGUUGAGCUGCUUUAAUCUGUACAUUUAUGUCUUUUGCCACUUUGGGGAAUUUUCAGCCAUCAUUUCUUCAAAAUACAGUUUCAGACCAUU